Molecule: messenger RNA, 2377 nt
Organism: Mytilus trossulus (common blue mussel)
Lineage: Eukaryota; Metazoa; Mollusca; Bivalvia; Mytilida; Mytilidae
Exons: 2
Coding region: 891-1865 (324 amino acids)
Source: RefSeq, a predicted model, not a curated record
GAAAGAACUUCAAGUGUAUUUAUAAGUGUGUAAACUAAAUAUAAGUAUGUGUAUAGUGAAUUAUCCUUACAGCAGAUGGUGGAAAUACAAAUGCUUGAACUGUACUUUCAAGCAAUGAACCAUGGACUUGGUUAUUACACAUAACAAGCCACAGUCAAAUAAGCAUCAAGUUUUAAGUUAAAAAAACAAAAGCCAGAAGUCAUCACUGAAAAAAGCCGAUCAACUUAAAUAUGCUACAGAGGAAGCACCAAAACGAAAUACAACCUAAAAUUUACAAUGGACUCUGGCGAAAGUUAUCGAAAGGGAGGAAUCGGGAAAAAUGAAAGUCAAUUGAAAUAUGCCCCCGAAGAUGGCAACCAAAUAAGGAUAACUAACAGAGACCAGCAAGUGGAUACUCACAACAUAAGAGGCACUGACAGCGAUCAGCAAGCGGAUACUAACAGAGUAUAUUUCUAUGAUAUAAACGAGAAAUCGGAAUCUGUUAUAAUAAAAAACGCUAAAAAGAGUAACAAUAUUAAAAUAGACAGAUCUCCAGGUAAAUCAAAUGAAAGUAAGCCACCAUUUUAUCAAAGAGCCCCAUCACACAUUACUGUUGGCAAAGGACAGAGGAAGACACACCUACAAAAAACGUGGAUUCAGACACGACGAGGGAAGAACAGAUCAAUACAUUAGGACGUAAUAGUACAAAGAAAAAAACUAAGAAUGAUUCAACCAUAACUGAUGUUUCUGAACAUGUCAUUAAGACAGGGAAGUCGAGAUCUUCAGUUAAUAAAUCUAUUGAACCAACUCUAGAAUUAACAGCGUCGGAAGAUGAACACGAUAAUUUACUGGAAACACACGAUGAUGAUGGAACAGAAAGACUUCCCGACGAUCAUUCAAACAAAAGCUGUAUGGAUUGUAUCAAACCAGUACCAGUUAAGAGUUGGAAGGAAAUUCUCCCAGGCGAUCAUAUUAUUCUUCGAAGGAGUUUUUAUGACCAUCACGCAAUUUUAGUUGGCGUUCUUCAACCAGAGGAAGAUAACAUUGACCAGAUUGAGUUGGAUUUAAUUCACCAGACAAACAGUAUAAGGGGUGCUGUGUGUGCUUGUGUGUGUCGUAGAACAUUAGCCGAAUUGAAACGUAAAACCGUAAUUGUCAAUCUAAAAGAGGAUAUGGUAAUGGUUUGUAGAUAUUGGGGAAGAAUACAGCCGAAAAAUCACGAAACAGUAGUGAGACGGGCAACGGGGGCUUUAGAAGGUGACAAGGAAGAAUUUCAGUAUGACAUUGUUAACAAUAAUUGCGAACAUUUUGCUUCUUGGUGCGUAACUGGAAGAAGGCUCAGCAUUCAAAUAAGAAAGAUUAGAACAGUUUACAAAAUAUUUUGUCGAAGUAGAUUACGUGGUCUAGGUGACGAGCUAUUAAGAAACAAGGUUAUGUUUGAACAUGGUAUGCUGUGCAAAACGUGUUUCGAGAGAAAUGAGAAAAUGCUUGAUGUUACAAGAAAGAUAGUUCGACGAAAGGACGACAUACAAAAAGGUGACAUAAUUUUAUAUAAAUAUUACAGAAUUCUACAUUGUUCAGUGGUUCUUGAUGUCGUAAGUCGUAAAGACACAUAUAUCAAGUGCAACAUUGCCCACUAUGCAUUCAAUGGACCAUUUGGCAUAUUGAGACGAAAAAUAAUACAAAGCGAAACUUUGAAAUGUUCUUUAAAUGGAUCUUUUUCUGUAUUUGAAUACUCGAGUGGUGAAUUUAACACUUAUGAGCCGGAUGAAGUAGUUUGUCGAGCUAAGAAAAGAAUGGAAGAGAAAAUGUUUGCUUAUUUUUCUAAUGACUCAAGCCAUUAUGCCCGCUGGUGUAAAUUGAAAUUGUCAAAAAGUGACAAAUAAAAACUUGGAUCAUUUUGAAUUUUAUACAUACGCUUAGCAUAAAAAACGUAUCGUCGGCUGAUUGAACAACAUUGUAAGAUAAAGUUGUUGACUUUGAAAGAUCAGUUUUCUAAGUGCUGGUGAUGAUAAGCUUUGUAGGACGGUAUAAAUAUAGUUUGAAACUUACUGUUCAUUAUUAUACGUUUUGAAGAUAAUUACAGAUCAUUUUUAUAGAUUUUUAAAAGCCAUUGUAAAAAUCAGUAAUGCGAUAGAGGACGAAAAACACUUCUUUUUCAAAUGUUCUAAAUAUUAACGUUAUAGAAAAAAGUAUUUUGACUCCAUAACAUUCAAUUCUGAGUGUAAAAAUACUGCUAAAGAUGACAGACUAAAAGUUAUAUUACUAAACCCCACAUCUCACAGUCAAAUUAAAAAUACAGUCUUCUUUAUAUGACAGUCAUUGGAACUGAGGACCAGAGACCUAAGACAAUAAUUUGAACUGCUAUUUCAAUAUUGUAUUGUUUAUUUUUAUUUAU